AUGCCAACUCCUGCUGAAAUCAUUGCUGCUCGUCUUAACAGAGAUCAGCCAGUAUCUGCUGAAUCAGAAGGAUACCAAGAAGAUGUCGAAGAAAAAGAAACUCCAACGAAAACAAAACCUUCAAUUUCUGAUGAAUCUGCUUUUCCAACCUUAGGUGGAGGUAAUAAACCUAAAACCAUUGCUCCUAGUCCUCAAACCUCUUGGGGUCCAAGUAUGAAAACGCCAUCUAGCGUUAGCCCAAUUUCUGGAACUGCUUCUCCUUCUCCUGCUCCAAGGCAAGCUACUACCAAAUCUAAGGUAUCUACUAUCCAAGAAGCAUUCUCCCUUGAUGUAGAAGAUCAAUUGAACGUUACACGUCCUGAAUUUAUCAAGAUUUUGACUUAUGUUAAACAAGAAACUAAGACUAAUAUUGAAUGUACUACUUCUCAACACACUAAAAAGAGAACUUUCUUGAUUACUGGUAAACCCGAAGAGGUUAAAUUGGCUAAAAGAUUGGUUAUUAAGAAAUUAACUAAACCAGUUAAGAUUUCAUUUUCUGUUCCUGCUAAAUUGAGAUCAAGAAUUAUUGGUCAAGGUGGUAAGAAUUUAAAACCAAUCAUUCAAGCUAAUGAAGUUAAGAUUGAAAUUGGUGACACCGAAGAAGUAGAUUCCGAACUUGAAGACAAUGAAGACGAUCACGAUGCUGAAGAUGACAUCUUUGCAAAGACAAUUUUAGUGACAAUUGAUGGUGAUGUUGAAGGUUCUAAACGUGCUAAAAAUCAAAUUUUAGCUAUUGUAAAAGAAGAAACCAAAAAUUUAUCAACUAAGAUCCAAGUAGAUGAAAAAGUCAAACCAUUUGCCCAGCAUGAAUUAAAACCUAUUGUCAACAAAUACUCCACUCUUGACUUUUCAAUUCCUGAUUAUAAGUCAUCUAGAACUAGUAUUGUCGUUGUUGGUGAACGUGAAUUGGUUCUUGAGGCAAAAUCUGAAAUUAAAUCUGCCUUGGAAAACUUCGAUAAAAAGAUUGUAGUUGAAGAAGUUCCAAUUCCAAAGAUCAAACAUCAAUUCUUACCAAUCGAUGAAAUCUUAAACGAAAUCAAUGUUUUGAUUCAGUUACCAAAGGAAGGUGAAACUAAUGUCAAGUUUAUUGGUGAAAAGAAGAAGAUCCCAUUAGCUCAAGAACAAGCAAGGAAGACUACCUCUCAAUACAAGAUUGAAGUCUUAGACAUGUCUAAGGCUCAUAGAGGUAAUUUAAAGCAUGUUAAAGCCGUUGCUGCUCAUUUGAACCAAAAUGGUACCUUUAAGGAAAUUGCUCAAGCCAAUGACGUAAAGAUCAAUGUUCCUGAUUUUAAAUCAUUAAGUAACCCUACUUUAGCUAAUAUUCCUAUUGAAAUUGUUUCCAAAGAAGAUGAUGAAAAGAUCAAGAUUGCCAAGAAAUCGAUUGUUAACCAUGUUAAUAGAAUCACUCCUGAUCAAACUAAAUUAAUUGAAGAUAUUGAUGAUUUCUUAUUAAGCAGAGUCGAAGGAACCAUUAAGGAUGUUGCUAAGGCUGAAGGAGUCAGCUAUGUGAUUUUAGGUAAACAAAUUACUUUGUUCUCUAACAAAGUUGAACAAGAAGAUGCCGAAGAUUUUGAUGAAAUUGCCAAUGCUGAAGAUUCUUUCAAGAAAGUUGACAAAUCUUUAAAUACUUUAAGAGAAUUAGCCGCCACUUUAGAGACCAGUAUUCUUACUGUUGACUCCAAGGAUCAACAACAAGUUUCAGGUCCAAGGGGUACUACUUUAAGAUCUAUCUUGAAUGGUGUUGAACCUAAUUCAGUUAUCGUUAAAUUGCAUUCCAACGGUGUUGAACAUUCUGAAAAUGAAAUCUUUAUUCGUGGUAUCAAGGCAUCUGUUUCACAUGUAAAGAAAGACAUCGAAUCUGUCAUUGCCGAUGCCCAAGAGUAUCAAGAUGGAUACACUACCACUGUCCAAGUUCCAACAACUGUUCUUUCUAGAUUGAUCGGUAAGAGUGGUGCUUAUUUAAAUUCGCUUAAAGAAGAAUUUGGCGCUAGAGUUGAAGUUCCACUUGAAAAGGAAGAAGUUAAGGAUAAAAAUGCCAAAACUGAAGUUACUAUUACAGGUAUUAAGAGAAAUGUCGAAGAAACUAAACAAAAAGUCUUGGCAGUUGCUAAGAAAUGGGCGGAUGAAACUUUGGUUAGAUUAAGAAUUGAGCAUCCAUUCCAUAGAAGAAUGAUUGGUCCUCAAGGUGUUUACAUCAAUCGUUUACAAGAUAAAUACAACGUCAAGAUUAGAUUCCCAUCUGCUGACCCAUCUGCUUCUUCCCAAUUUUCUGAUGCACCUAAAUCCAAGGAUGAAGUCACAAUCAAGGGUCCAUCUAAGGGUGUAGCUAAGGCUGAAGAAGAAUUAAUUGAUUUAUAUCAAUUCGAAAAGGAAAAUGGAUUCAAACAAAUUGUUCAAAUUCCAGUUAAGGCAGUUGCUAGAGUGAUUGGUAAAGCUGGUGAAACCAUUAAUGAUAUUGCCGAUGGUACUGGUGUUGAAUAUAAGUUCAAGCGUGAUCAAGAAGAAGAUCAAUCGAAAGGAUAUGCCGAAGUUGAAUUAACUGGUUCUAAAUCCGCACUUAAGGAAGCAAGCAAGAAGAUUCAAGAAAUUGUUGACGAAAUUGAAAACUUCGUUUCUGUUACUAUUAAAGUCGAUCCAGCUUAUCAUCGUGAUUUGAUUGGACAAGGUGGUUCAGUUAUGAAGGACAUUAUUUCUAAAGCUGGUGGUGAUCAAGUCCCAAGAAAUAAACAGUAUAAAUUAUUAAACAUUCCAAAUGAAGGUUCAGGUAGUGAUGAAGUUACUUCUCAAGGUGAUAAAUCUAUUGUUGAAAAGAUUGUAGAACAAAUCAAGAAGAUUAUUGCUGAUAAGGAAGCUGCAGUUUCUGAAGAAAUCGAUAUUCCAAAGGAAAAGCAUAGAUUAAUUAUUGGUCCAAGUGGUUCUAUUCGUCAUGCUAUUCAAGAUGAAUUCGGUGUUAGUUUAGAAAUUCCUAGACCAAAUGAUAAAUCUUCAAUUAUAAAGGUAGUUGGUUUACCAGAAAAGAUCGCUGCUGCCAAAAGUAAGAUCGAAGAAUUAACCAAGGAUGACUGGAAAGUUUCUGUUGAUGUACCAGCCGCUUAUCACGGUUUAGUUAGUGAAAAAGGAGCAAUUUUCAAAAAAUUGAAAUCUGAUUACAACGUUGAAGUCACUCAUGGCAAUUAUACCAGACAAGCCGCCAAAUUAUCAAAUGCACCAAUUCCUGCUGCACCACAAGAAGCUUAUCCAACCGAAAGUGUCAAGUUCAAAUUCACAAUUGUUGAGCAUGAAGAAGCCAAAGAAAAUGACAUUGUUAUUCCAUGGAGAUUGAAAGGUAGUGAAGAAAACACAGCUAAAGUUGCAAAGAUAAUCGAAGAAAGAUUAGAAAAUGCGAAGAACGCCAAAUAUGCCGGAUGGUUCUAUGCAUCACAACCAUCUAUCUUUUCUAAAAUCAUUGGCCCUCAAGGGUCUAAGGUGAAUCAAAUUAGAAAGGAUUCCAACACAUUUAUUUCAAUUCCAAGAGCCAGUGACAGGGAAGCUAAGUUUAUCUACUUGGUUGGUUCUGAAGAUAAUUUGAAUACUGCAAAGAAAUUAAUUGAAGGUUUAUUGUAA
Messenger RNA from Hemisphaericaspora subhashii, 3642 nucleotides. RefSeq lists its product as uncharacterized. The transcript has a single exon. Gene Ontology annotation, biological process: nuclear division. Gene Ontology annotation, cellular component: cytoplasm; nucleus. Lineage: Eukaryota; Fungi; Ascomycota; Pichiomycetes; Serinales; Debaryomycetaceae. The coding region runs from base 1 to 3642 and encodes 1213 amino acids. Gene Ontology annotation, molecular function: mRNA binding. The record is from RefSeq and is a predicted model, not a curated record.